Cladophialophora psammophila CBS 110553 is the source of this 576-nucleotide messenger RNA. RefSeq lists its product as uncharacterized. The record is from RefSeq and is a predicted model, not a curated record. The coding region runs from base 1 to 576 and encodes 191 amino acids. The transcript is spliced from 2 exons. NCBI's taxonomy places the organism in Eukaryota, Fungi, Ascomycota, Eurotiomycetes, Chaetothyriales, Herpotrichiellaceae.
AUGGCACACAACUCGGCGGAUCAUUCUAUGGGCUCGACGAUCUCCCCAACACCGCCCAAAAUCAGCCAUAUUCUCGAGACAUGUCUGAUGGUCAAGGACGUUGGCGCCGCGACCGAGUUCUACAAAAAUGUGCUUGAUGUUGAACCGUUCAUGAACACGCCUCGAAUGUCUGGUUUCGCGUUGUCCCAAACAACACUGCUCCUUUUCCAACUCGGAGCCACCGCCUCAGACAGUCCAAUGCCAGACAACCGCGGCACGAUUCCUGGCCAUGGACCGUCGCAGGAUGUACUCAACCUGCUCCUCUCCGCCGCGCCAGAUGCCGGUCGUCAAACACAAACACCAAAUCCCGCCGCGACGAAUCGCGUGGAGAAGAUCCGGGGCCGUCUGAACCAACACUUCUGCUUGGCCGUGGCGUCGCCGGCAGACGUCCAGGCCUGGGAGAAGUGGUUCGAAGACAAACAUGUCGAGAUCCUGGGAAGAGUGGACUGGCCAAGGGGUGGAAAGAGCGUGUAUUUCGGUGAUCUGGAUGGCAACGUAGGCGAGAUCGCCAGUCGAGGGAUUUGGGAGCAUUAUUGA